GUUGGUGAGUGUGUGCUCUGUGGCCCGGCUCUGGCUAGUGGCUCUACCGGUCGCUCUCACUGGUGUGGUCGGGUCUAAUCCGUCUCUUUUCGAAUGCAGGUGGAGCAGCCGCCACGAUGCAGAUUUUUGUGAAGACCCUUACAGGGAAGACCAUCACGCUCGAGGUUGAACCCUCGGACACUAUAGAAAAUGUAAAGGCCAAGAUCCAGGAUAAGGAAGGAAUUCCUCCUGAUCAGCAGAGGUUGAUCUUUGCUGGUAAGCAGUUGGAAGAUGGCCGUACUUUGUCUGACUACAACAUUCAAAAGGAGUCCACUCUCCAUCUCGUGCUGAGACUUCGUGGUGGCGCUAAGAAAAGGAAGAAGAAGUCUUACACCACCCCAAAGAAGAACAAGCAUAAGAGAAAGAAGGUCAAGUUGGCUGUGCUGAAAUACUAUAAGGUGGAUGAAAAUGGCAAAAUCAGCCGACUUCGUCGGGAAUGUCCUUCUGAUGAAUGUGGUGCUGGAGUUUUCAUGGGUAGCCACUUUGACAGGCAUUACUGUGGCAAGUGUUGUCUGACUUACUGCUUCAACAAACCAGAAGACAAGUAGUUGUGUAUGAGUUAAUAAAGAGAAGGAACUGAUGUUUAGUAUUGUGUUUUAUUAUUGUUUAAGCAAUGUUUCUUCAGCUGUGUAACAGUCCUUGGUCAGGAGAGUUUGAUCGUAAUGGUAAGCCAUCUUGGCUUUGGCUUUCCUGGCAGGCACAAAGGUCAGAAUUCUUUAAGGGGUUGUGGGAUAUCCUGUAGACUUGGAAGUAGUGUGAUCUUGUCUUACGAGACAUGAGAGUAGUCUCACAGUACAUUCAAGAUGCUUCCUGAGGUUGGCUAUGUGUGUGAGCUGUUAAAUAUUUUCAGUGUUGAUGGUGAUUUUUCCUCUAUAAGAGGUAAGCUAGGCAUGUGGUGCAUAGUUAAGGUUUCAGCACUUGGGAGACUUCAGCAGGAGAUUUGCUGCCAGCUUGUGCCAGCAAGACACUGUAUUUAAAUAAAGAAACGAAAACAAA
Molecule: messenger RNA, 1035 nt
Organism: Rattus norvegicus (Norway rat)
Lineage: Eukaryota; Metazoa; Chordata; Mammalia; Rodentia; Muridae
Gene: Rps27a
Product: ribosomal protein S27a
Exons: 5
Coding region: 117-587 (156 amino acids)
Biological process (GO): translation
Cellular component (GO): nucleolus; nucleus; cytoplasm
Molecular function (GO): structural constituent of ribosome
Source: RefSeq, marked validated